UUUUAUUUUUCUUCCGUGGAAGAAAACAGCAUACGGUUUUGCGUACAGGUUUCGCUUCAGAAAACCUGUUUUAUCAGCGAUAUAUACCGGUAUGCAGUAAAUGUCUUACAAACUUUGCGCGUGUGAAAAUUAUAUUGCUCAAUAUUUACACAGACGUUUUUCUUUAACAAGUUUUCUUCGGAUAAUAUUAGGUUAUUUCAGCGAAAUUAAGUGUGCCUAUAGAUAUUGUGCUCUCUUGUUUUUGGUGGAUUUUAGCGAUACUUUAUGCUGAAAUACUUUUGUGAAGUUUUAAAAUGACUCAGCCUGAAUUAUUGGGAAAUAUUUAUUUUAAAUACGUACUCUCCCAGCUAAGGUUACAAUUGCUGCAGGAUAAAUAAGAAGAUAAAGGAGAUCCUUCACCAGCGAAAUUAUUCUUAAUUUUGUGAAAAUUACACCAAUCAAGUGCACUUUUUCUUCGAGAUACUUGAUUUUUUCCGGAGGAUAUUUGGUUUCAUCGCAGUAGAUUGGAUCAUAGAUUCAUAGAGACGUAUUUGUCAACAGCAGACUUUUAACGAGUUAAAUAACAACCUGAUCAAAGAUGUCUUUUGAAGAACCGAAAGCUCCUAUAGUCCGUAUCAGGAAAAAAAGAACGAAGAAAAAGUCCAAGGACAACGACAUUGUACAUCUGCCGGUUCGAGCGUCUCAGCAGGGCCGAUAUUCCAGUCUAACAACACCGCCAAAUCCGCAGACGAAAGGUCGAGAAUGUUGCCGCCAAAUUUUUGCGUGUUGCAUGAAAAUACCCGUAUGUAGAAUGAUCUGUUUCCGGUGUAUAUUACCGAAAUGCUACAGCGGUGAAGGAAGUGACGACGAAGAAACAAAUAUAAAAGAUGAAGGUUAUCAUAGCCAAAAUAGGCGGAGUUCGGAAAUAAUUCCAAACCCAGAGGGCGGUGCUCAUGGUGGUAUGGACCCACAAAGUGUUGAAAUGACCGAAAUCAAAAGUGAAACAGUAACUUUAAUACCGCCUCCGCGAACUAAGAUAAAUGAUUAUAGAAAGGAUCCAUGUAAAUCCGAAAAAGCAAAUGACAACAUAAAAGACGAAGUAACUUAUAUUGAAGUUGAAAGUGUAUCUUUGACAGGCAGUGUAAAUGCAGAUCAUAACAUUCCAGACAAUGACUCUCUAGUAGAUGAUUCAAAAACGUUUAAACUCGAAGCAACAGAAAUGGGUUACGAAGAACCGGUUCACGUGGGUGUACCUGAGUUUACUAAUUUAAAAUCACUUGCUGCGGAGGAUUGUUCAGAAUAUGUUGACUGUGACAAACCGGAUAAUUCUGAGUCACAAGUUUAUGUAAAUGACAGUGUGUUAGGUAUACAUGGGGACUCUGGUGAAAAGAAUAGUCCACAUUUAGAAAGACAUUACAUAAAUAUAGCCCCAAGUGGUGUACAGGAAGAAAUGCAUUCCGAAGAACAAGUGGAAAUUUGCAAACCGCAUGAAUAUGUAAAUUUACCGUCGUUUGAAUCAACAGAGAUUGGAGUAAAUAAAGAUGAGAACGGUUAUAAAGUUGAAGUAUCAAACACUGAAAAAGAAACGGAAAUAGGAAACUUAUUGGAAGAGGUUGUGAAUGAAAUCAAGUUUGGUAAGAAAGAUAUAGAUGAUAAAAUACUGAACACUGGAACUGAAGAGCGUGACGAAGUUAAACAAAACGAGUUGAAUGUUAAAGAUACUAUACACCAUGAUAAAGAUUUUGUGAUAGAAAAUAGUGAUGGUGAAAAGUUGUUAGAUAAAAAGAAAACUAAAGUGCAUAAAACUGCAAAAGCAAGUAAUGAUACAGCAGAUGAUAGUUCCGAUAAUGAAGGAUCUGGUGACCAGACAAAACUGAUAUGAAUAAUUUUAACAAACAUUUUACAGCCUAGAUUCCGUCGCAUGAUUUAUAAUAUAAAGUAAAUACCAUUCGUAAUCAACAGUAUAGAGUAAUGUGUUAGAUAUUUUAGAUCGUAAAGUAAGAUAAGACUUCAAUUUACAUAACCUUAAUAGUCAAUCAUGGCCUUUAAAUUCAAAGUCAAAUAAUUUUAACCCUGACCACGUUAGAUAUCUUAAAUGGACUAGUCCGUCUUAAAAUCAGACUAAAGCCAUUUAUCUAUUUAGGGAAAAUUUUAAAAUACAUUUUUUGUAUAUACAUGUACUUACUAAAUAACGAACAGCGCAGACCAUGAUCACACUAGGAUGUGCCGGUAAACAUUGGUCUGCAUUAAGCGCAUGCGUAGAAUUUUUGCCGCUGGCAGGCUUAGAGAAACUCAUUUUAGAGAUUGAUGUUUACAGAUUACAAAGUUGGUUUUCUUGUUGUUGUUUUUGUUUGUUAUGUUUUAAUUUCUGAAACUGUAUGGGAAGUUCACUAUUCUAUAUUGACAAUUUGUUGCGCCACCGUAAAAAGGGUGAAAGUACAGUGCCUAGAGGCUGAGUAACAUCUAAGUGUUAUGUAUUCAUAUAAUAUCAUCAUUUUAUUGUACAAGGGAAGUAACUCGAAAAACUGUCCUGAUAUUUUAGUAAACGGAUACAUGUAAAAUACACAGAUUUUGUCAAGUUUGCUGAAACAGGUAUAUUUGUAUGAUGAUGAUUUAUUAUUAUGAUUUUUAAUUGAAAUACUAAAUUGAUAUAUACAUUUACAUAUUUUGCAUAAACAAUAGAUAAGUAUAAUUAUAAUAUUCAUAAAACAUUACAAAUUUAAUAUCAGAAAGAAAUUAACAUUUUUAUACAUAAAAUACAUAAAAAAGCUAUAUAAAUUUUAUUUUUGAAAAUUACUGUCAAUAAAUGAAUGUUAAUAAACGUUGUAAAACCGGA
Molecule: messenger RNA, 2815 nt
Organism: Ruditapes philippinarum (Manila clam)
Lineage: Eukaryota; Metazoa; Mollusca; Bivalvia; Venerida; Veneridae
Exons: 4
Coding region: 578-1861 (427 amino acids)
Source: RefSeq, a predicted model, not a curated record